AUGAUGAUAUAACUGGGUCGAAUAGAUUUUUCUUCUGAAUUCCCUCAAGCACUUUUCCUUGCAACAAAUUGGUUGCUCCUGAAGUACUGGCUCUAUGCCCAAAGCACACGCUUACCGCACACAGCCAUAAGCCUCAAAAGUAAAAAAGUAGGGAGCUGGGGAUUUAGCUCAGCGGCAUGAGUACCUUCCUUGCAAGCAGGCAGUCGUGAGUUCGAUCCCUGGUACCGAUAAAAAUGAAAAAGACCAAAAAAAAAAAAAAAAAGAAAAAGAAAAAAAAAGCUAUCACACAGAGAGAAAGACUGGGUUCUUUGUACAAAAACAAAUUAGUCCCUUGCUUAACCGGCCAGCUCUUUUCUUCUGCCUCUUUUCUUACUAUCGACUUUCCUCCUCGACUGGAAAAAGUGAUCAAAAAACCAGCAAACGUACUUUUAAUUGGUGCGCGGCGGGGUGCCUGGGAGAAUUUUGUCCAGCCCGCGCCCCGUCUCACUUUCCGCGGGGCGGGAGAGGGACGCUGCGUCCGUGUGCGUCGCGCAGCCGUAGUGCUGGUCGAGUAGGCAGGGCCGACGGCUGGCGGCUGUUGGAGCGGCCCAGCCUGAGGGGCGGCAGCACGUGCGGGCGGAGGCGAUGCGUCACUGAUCGGUGUGGCGCGGCGGAGAGGUCGGCUUUCCUCUGGUUCCUGCGACUGGUCCCCUCCUCGGUGCCUUCUACCCGGGUAGCGACAGUUGGACAGAGGGAGAAACAAGGAUGAACAUGACUCAAGCUCGGGUGCUGGUGGCUGCAGUGGUGGGGCUGGUAGUUGUCCUUCUCUACGCUUCCAUUCAUAAGAUUGAGGAAGGACACCUGGCUGUGUACUACAGGGGAGGAGCUUUACUAACUAGCCCCAGUGGACCAGGCUAUCACAUCAUGUUGCCUUUUAUUACUACGUUCAGAUCUGUGCAGACAACACUACAAACUGAUGAAGUUAAAAAUGUGCCUUGUGGGACAAGUGGUGGGGUCAUGAUCUAUAUUGACCGAAUAGAAGUGGUUAAUAUGUUGGCUCCUUAUGCAGUGUUUGAUAUUGUAAGGAACUAUACUGCAGAUUAUGACAAGACCUUAAUCUUCAAUAAAAUCCACCAUGAGCUGAACCAGUUUUGCAGUGCUCACACACUUCAAGAAGUUUACAUUGAAUUGUUUGAUCAGAUAGAUGAAAACCUGAAACAAGCACUGCAGAAAGAUUUAAACAUCAUGGCCCCAGGUCUCACUAUACAGGCUGUACGUGUUACAAAACCUAAAAUCCCAGAAGCCAUAAGAAGAAAUUUUGAGUUAAUGGAGGCCGAGAAGACUAAACUUCUUAUAGCUGCACAGAAACAAAAAGUUGUGGAGAAAGAAGCUGAGACAGAGAGGAAAAAGGCUGUUAUAGAAGCAGAAAAGAUUGCACAAGUGGCCAAAAUUCGGUUUCAGCAGAAGGUGAUGGAGAAAGAAACUGAAAAGCGCAUUUCUGAAAUUGAAGCACAAAUUGACCCCGGAAUAUCUGGAGCUCAAAAAGUACCAGGCCAUUGCUUCUAACAGUAAGAUCUACUUUGGAAACAAUAUCCCUAGCAUGUUCAUGGACUCAUCUUGUGCUUUGAAAUAUUCAGAUGUUAAGACUGGACGAGAAAACUCUCUGCCCUCUAAGGAGGCUCUUGAACCCUCUGGAGAUAACCUCAUCCAAAACAAGAAGAGCACAGGUUGAUGCAAGAGAUGGAAAUGUUCUCCCGUAUCAAGAUGUGGCCCAAGGCACUUAAGUGGGAACGAUGAUUACAUGGACUCUUCAGAUUUCAGAGAAUUUGCACUCUUGUCUGUUCUGGCUUUCUUGUGAUAGUCCUGGUUUAUCAGCUGAUCACAGGAUGGAGCCAGCUGUCUGGCACUCAAAUGAUCUUUUCAGCCAGUUUUAUCAAGUAUGCUGUAUGUGUUCUUUUUUAAACUGGUACUCGUAAAUGAGAGAAAGUUUAUGCUAAGAUACUGCCUGCACUGGAAUGUUAAACACUAAAUAUAUAACAAGCUGUGUUUUUCUAAGCUGAGAUCUAUUGAAUAAUGUUUACAUUGGUCCCAGGGGACAUGUGUGUUCAGCCAUUCAAGAGAUAGGAUGACAGAGAAGACUGCCAGGCCAUGGUAAGUUAAAGAAGACUGGUGGCACUUGGGACUCUCUGAAGUCCAGUCUCAGUGUUCAUUCAUGUGAUUGACAUCUAGGUCACUGAGGUUCCCCAGGAAAUGAUCUUCCACUUGAGCAACCAUUUACUUGAUAUAAUUUGUACCAUUGUUUUCCUAUAGUCAGGUUUGUGGCCUACACAGACUUGUGCUUUGCCACCCCACCAGAGAUUCCCUAAAUCAAAUUCUUAAUCAUUAGUUUAUUGCGUUAGUAGGACCAGAGAUGAAUAGAGCUUGCUUUAAAGUUUUGAGCAGGAUAAAACCUUUGUAGAAGCCCUGCAGUCCUCUCAGUUGGGUGAUGAUUGUCAGUGUUGCUGCCCCAGACCAUGUGUGACUAGGUACUAUAUCUGGUUUUUAGCCACAGGCAGCUUCUGUGGCACCUCAGCUCUGGCUGCCCAAGAGUGGAACAAGGCUGUAACCAAAUUUAGCAGUGUCCAGUACCUAACCACUCACUGCAUAGUGUUAUAUAAUAAUUGCAGGAAGUUUUUGUUUUUAAAACUGGAUUUGGGGUACAUUCAUUUGCCCCGCCCCCAGCACUUCUAUAUAAAAAGGCCAACUCCUAGAGCUGCCAGUGGUUUCUAGUACACUUACCACAUUGAUUCUGUUUGAUAUUGUUCACCAGUAUGAGCAGUAGUAAUCUAGAAACCAUCCUUAAUCAUCUUUGUAUCCUUCUCUCCUAGCCAUAGGUUGCUAAAAUUAAAAAGUUUUUCAGACUUUCACCUUCAGUAGGAGAUCACAUUCCAUUGCCUUUCUGGCCAACCAGUGAAUUUAAUUUUCCAAGAGAACAUGACAGAGUUAACCUGUGGCUGUAGGAGAUCUACUUCAUCUGGACUUUUUUUUUCAGAUUAACUUUCCUGGAACAUUUGCUGCGUAUUAGGCCUGAAUUUGUGCAGCUUGUGGAUACCACUAUGUACACUUCUGUUGAAGCCGGACAGAAAAGUCAUGGGACCACUUCCAUAAAUCUCCCGGCAGGCUGUCUCAUGACAGCUAAUGGGUUGUGCCAAACACUUUAUUUGGGAAAGGAAAGCCCAGAAUUGAAAGGGACUUUUCCCUGGGCCUUAGGCAUUUGUGUGUAAUAUGGAGAAAAUUUCAUUUUUUCUCAUUUACUUUUAUAAAUUCUCUUUUGAAUGAAUUGUGACCAUUAGUCCUCCUUAAAAGACCUUUUGAAUUAUAGAAAUAAACUCUUGUAUUGUUGCUGCAGAUAAAUGAUUGUUGUGGGAAAUCUGGAUCAUUGACCUUUGUGCUUUCAUUUCUAGAGAUGUUUCCUAUUCCCCUAAGUAAAGAGCUAUUGCCCCAAAGUGAUGGCUGUGGAUUUUUCUACCAUCCACAAGCCCUGGUGGCAGGGUUAACGAACAGGGAAGUGUCAUUGUGAAGUUUUAAAGAAAGCACUUCCACUUAAACGCUCUAGCAUGAGCUUCCCUGUGCCCACUCAGUGAGCUCUGUCUCACUGUCCUUCAGGGAUGUUCCUUUUGACGAAUACAUACUGUAAUCUUAAAGCCUAAAUUUUUAUGUGAAAUGAUACCUUUUUUAAAAAUAAGAAAUUAAAUAAAAUUAUUUUAAUACCA
This is a messenger RNA of Cavia porcellus (domestic guinea pig), 3731 nucleotides long. It is a transcript of the gene Erlin1, whose product is annotated as ER lipid raft associated 1. Gene Ontology annotation, cellular component: endoplasmic reticulum; endoplasmic reticulum membrane. Gene Ontology annotation, molecular function: ubiquitin protein ligase binding; cholesterol binding. The record is from RefSeq and is a predicted model, not a curated record. Gene Ontology annotation, biological process: SREBP signaling pathway. Bases 745 to 1545 code for a protein of 266 amino acids. The transcript is spliced from 11 exons. Lineage: Eukaryota; Metazoa; Chordata; Mammalia; Rodentia; Caviidae.